CUUGAGUUCUAAGUUUUUUCUGUUUUCAUACAUUAAUUUUCUGUGACUUGCUGAAGAAAAAACACCAGAGUUAUUCAUAAACUAUGUUAUUAUUCAAGGGGACCCUUCAACUGUUAGCAGGAAUGUCAGAGAGAGGUUUAUUGGUUCAAUAUUAUAAUUAUUAUUAUUCUGCUAUAUACAAACAAACAAGUUUCCCUUUUUCUUUUCCUACUGGCUUUGUGUUGUGUGUUCUCUCUGACUCAUUGCCCCUCCUCACACAUUUUAUAUGUGACUUCUCUGUCUUUACAUGCCUUGUUGCUUCUCAUCCACUUUGAGCUUUGUCUUUGUUUGUUGUGUCCCUUUGGAGAAGAACCCCCCCAUUAGUUGUGCUCCAAUUGACCACAACCCUUUUCCCUGGACUUGUGUCUGUGUCCUCUUUUGUUUGUCCUUUUGUCACUCUCAGAAUAUCAAGUCUCAUUGCAUCUUCAUCUCCAUCUUCCUCUUCCAUGUCUCUCCUUUGCUUGGAUUUUCUUUCAUGUAGCUUCCCAUUAGACCCCCUUGGUUUGUGUUGAGUUUCAGUUAUACUUGUUUGUUUUGAGUUAUUAAUUAUGGAAGCUUGCUGCAAUCUUGAAGUGGAUGUAAAUGGAGAAGAGACCUUCAUGGUGGACAAGCUACUAGCCAACUCUCAGUAACUAUGAGGUGGGGUAACUGAUGCCUGUCCAUCCCUGCAGUGAGAGGAUUAUUACUCAGUACUCAAACAAAUUGGCUAAAUUAUUUGGAAAAUCUGGUGAUGCUACUGGAAAGCUUAAAGUCAUUUUCCAUGAUUUUCCAGGAGGCGCAGAAGGUUUUGAGCUUAUGUUAAGAUUCUGUUAUAACAAUGGCACAGCUGAUAUAAGUCCUUCCAAUUUGUUACUCUCACAUUGUGCUGCUGAGUAUAUGGAAAUGAAUGAAUCUGUUGCUGGUGUUUCUAACUUGUUGAAGCAAACAGAGAAAUCACUCCAAGAGAUUAACUAUUGGUCAUGGUCAGAACUUUUGAUUGCUUUGAAGCAGUGCCAGGAUUCAAUAGAUGCAGAUUGUUCUGUGAUGUUAGAGAGAUGCUUGGAUACUGUAGUGGGGAGGCUGGUUUUGGCCAGUGAAGCAAGCCCCUCUCCAUCAACUUGUUCUACCGAUAGUUUCGGGGUUCGGUAUUCGUGUGAUUCUAAAAGUACCGAGAGCAUAAAGACAAGUUUCUCGCGUUCAACAUGGUUCGAUGAUCUCCUGUUUUUGAAUCCCUUGUUGGUUGCAAUGUUGGUGAAGUCAAUGUUUUCACAUAAGUUGGACCAUGUUGUCAUCAGCAAGUUUCUUCUCUAUUAUCAGAAGGCAAAAUUAUUUACUGCUAGUGCGGAAGAGAAGUGUGAGAUCAUUGAAAUGGUCAUUGAUAUGCAUUAUUACAUGGACCAGAGCUCUAUUUCCUGCAAGACAUUGUUCGGGAUUCUUCGUGUUACUUUGAGUUUGAGCAUAAGCAAAAGUAGCAGGAACAAGUUGGAGAAUAUGAUUGGUUCCCACUUGGACCAAGCAACCUUGGACAAUUUGCUUAUUCCAUCUCCCAAUGGAAUAAGCUACUUAUAUGAUGUGAACCUUGUUCUGAGAUUUUUGAAAGCAUUCCUGCGUCAAGGAAAUAGCCUACCCACUCCCAUUCAGAUGAGGAAAGUUGCUAGGUUGAUUGAUUUGUAUUUAGCAGAAAUAGCCCCUGAUCCUUGUUUAAAAGCUUCAAAGUUCCUGGCUCUUGUCACAGCACUUCCAGAUUCUGCCAGAGAUUCUUAUGAUGAACUUUACCAUGCAAUGGACAUGUAUCUUGAGGUACACAGUCAAUUAUCACAAGAAGAAAGGGUGAAGAUAUGCUGUAGUUUAAAUUAUGAGAAGCUUUCAUCUCAAGCUUGCCUGCACCUUUCUCAGAACACAAAAUUUCCUUCAAAAUCUGCAGUUCAAGCUUUAAGCUCUCAACAAUCUAAGCUGAAAAACUUGCUACAAGUUACUCCUGGUUCAACUCCAUACAACGAUUCUCCGUGCAAUUCCAAGGGGGUUGCUCAGAAGGGAAAGAAAGAUAAAACCAGUGAACAGCUUGUGUUGUAUGCUGACAAUCAUGAUCUUUCAGCUGAUAAUGAGAAACUCAGAGCACAUUUGCAAGGAAUGCAGUGGAGGGUUAUGGAAUUGGAGAAAAUCUGUAGGAAAAUGCAAGUCCAGAUGACAAAGAUGACUAAAUCGAAAGUAUCAGGCAAUAGUUAUGCAAAAUCUUUGCCCAAGCUAUGCUCAUGAGUCUCUUAUUUUUGGAUUGUAUUUAUUCUGCUUGAAAUUUUUACAUCUGUACAGCACAGGAAUCAGUUUUGUGUGUUGUAGUUCUUCCUCUUUCCUGCUUAGCUGAGGUUCAUUGUGUAAGAACUGUGAUAUUGAUUGUACAGUCACUGAAUAAUGAAAGAGAUUGCAACUCCUUUUCCCCCUUGUUAG
Molecule: messenger RNA, 2463 nt
Organism: Lotus japonicus
Lineage: Eukaryota; Viridiplantae; Streptophyta; Magnoliopsida; Fabales; Fabaceae
Product: BTB/POZ domain-containing protein At3g22104
Exons: 4
Coding region: 691-2274 (527 amino acids)
Molecular function (GO): protein binding
Source: RefSeq, a predicted model, not a curated record